AUGCUGCGCGGCUUCUUCUUCCCUCCCUCCUCCUUCUCCUCCCUCCCCUCCCCUGCUCCCUUGUGCGUCCCACGGCGCUUCUUCCGGUCGACUUCAUGGCCGCGCAUGGAGGCGACGGAGCGGUCGGGCGCGUCGGAGGAAGGUGACAUGGAGGAGUUGCGGUCAGCAGUGGAGGACACGAUGAAGUGGAAGAGGGAGGACAUGAGCUCGCACAAGAGCAUGAACGAGACCUGGAGCAGAGUCAAGCUGAAAGAAAACAUGCACAACUUCGUGGAGCCGACGGCGAUCGUGUACUACGAGAGAGACUACGAGGAAGAGCUGAUCAGCGUAGUGACCACUUACGAUGUCUUGCGAACAGACGCCCCCCAGCCCAAUCAUCCGGCUCGUAUCCCCCCGAAGCAUUACUCCACCACGUUUCUCAUCGGCAUCUCUAAGAAGCGAGCGACGCUGCCCCUCUUCUUCGAGUGCGAGGCAAGCUGGAGCGAAUUUCGAAUCCUGCGGUUGAGCUUGGGGACGGCGAUGAACAGCGGCUUCAUGGCGAACGAGGCCAGCAGGUCCGCCAUGCUGUACAACCUGUUCAUGAAGAGGAGCGACGAGCGGGAGGGGAAUGAGGACGCGAUUGCAGAGUACGAACAAUUCGAGGGUCUGGACUCGAAGCGAUUCAGCAAGCUGGAUGCUCGGCUGCAGAAAGGGUUCAGGGAGUACCUGGAGGUCCGGGGGAUAGAUCAGCAGUUCCUGCGAGACAUGAUCCAAGAGACGCUGCAACAGAAAGAUCGCAAGUGCAUGAACUUUCUCAAGGACAUCAAACGGUACUUCAGGGUGAAAGAGGAUGACGUUUGA
This is a messenger RNA of Guillardia theta CCMP2712, 840 nucleotides long. RefSeq lists its product as hypothetical. Bases 1 to 840 code for a protein of 279 amino acids. The record is from RefSeq and is a predicted model, not a curated record. The transcript has a single exon. Gene Ontology annotation, cellular component: mitochondrial matrix. NCBI's taxonomy places the organism in Eukaryota, Cryptophyceae, Pyrenomonadales, Geminigeraceae.